UUUUUUUUUUUAACCAUGAGCAAUGAGGCGGUGCUAAAAAUCCAACUGACCAAUUAAAAAUCAGAACAAUUAGGGCGGUAUUGUAUGACGUCACGCAUAUGUUUAACGAAUGCAAGAAAUCUGAACGGAGGUGUCUAACUAUACUGGAAUCGGUUGUGUUGCUCAACGGUCAGGAAUGUCAGCGACAGCGGGUAACGACAGUGGAGCGAGACUCAACCAGUUUAAAAAUAAAGGGAAAGAUGCUAAUGAGCUGAGGCGCACAAGAGCGGAAGUCAAUGUGGCGCUCCGAAAAGCCAAGAAGGAUGAUCAGAUCCUCAAGAGGCGAAACGUCCACAUCCCUAUGGACGAGCCAGCGUCCCCUCUGCAAGAGAAAGUUCGCAACGCACAACCUCAUCAGCAGCAGCACUGGACUGUGAAGGAGAUUGUUGAAGGUUUUAACAGUCAGAAUCUAGAGUUUCAGCUCCAGGCAACGCAGGCAGCCAGAAGGCUCCUUUCCAGAGAAAAAGACCCACCUAAUGACAGCAUCAUUGCUGCCGGACUCAUCCCAAAGUUUGUUAGUUUUCUGGCGCUGUCUGAAUGCCCCCCCAUCCAGUUUGAGGCAUCUUGGGCCCUGACUAACAUUGCCUCAGGUACUUCAGACCAGACUGCUGCUGUAAUAGAUGGAGGGGCCAUUCCAGCUUUCAUCAGCCUGGUGACAUCGCCCCAUCAGCACAUCAGUGAACAGGCCAUUUGGGCCCUGGGUAACAUUGCAGGUGAUGGGCCCAGUUCCAGAGACCUAGUGAUCAAACAUGGUGGUCUCAAUCCACUUCUAGCUUUGCUGUCAACCUUCGACCUAUCUGCAUUAUCUCCAGGCUAUCUGCGCAAUGCCACCUGGACCCUAUCCAACCUGUGUCGGAACAAGAACCCGGCCCCUCCUUUGGAGGCGGUGCAGCAGCUGCUUCCAGUCCUGGUGCGCCUCCUAUACCAUGAUGACAAGGAGGUCCUGGCGGACACUUGUUGGGCUUUGUCCUACCUAACCGAUCACACCAAUGAGAGGAUAGAGCUGGUGGUGCAGGCUGGCGUGGUGCCCCGUCUGGUGCAGCUUCUCAGCUCUGGGGAGCUCAGUGUUGUGUCUCCAACCCUGCGCUCACUUGGCAACAUUGUGACAGGGACAGAUGACCAGACCCAGUGUGUGCUGAAUGCAGGUGCUCUGGCAUUGUUCCCCAGCCUUCUGCGCCACCAAAGGCCAGACAUCCAGAAAGAAGCAGCAUGGACAGUGUCCAACAUCACCGCCGGCAAGAAUAACCAGAUUCAGGAAGUUAUAAACGCAGGCCUGAUACCCAUCCUCGUAGAGCUCCUCCAGCAGGGAAACUUCAAGACCCAGAGGGAGGCAGUGUGGGCUGUUACCAAUUACACCAGUGGUGGAACAUUGGACCAGGUGGCCUACCUGGUACACUGCAAUGUGCUAGAGCCUCUGCUCAAUCUACUGACAACCAAAGACAGCAAGAUUGUUCUAGUCAUCCUGGAUGCAAUCUACAAUAUUUUACAGAUGGCAAACAAAACUGGAGAACUUGACAGACUGUGCUUAAAGGUUGAGGAGCUGGGUGGUUUGGACAAGAUUGAAGCCCUGCAGUCCCAUGAAAAUGAAGCAGUCUACAAGUCCUCUUUUAAUAUUAUAGAAACAUUCUUCUCUGACAAGAAUGACACUGAAGAGUUUAUAGUUCCUGGAUCCAGUGAAGUCUGCUAUGCCUUCCACAUCCCUGAAGACCAAGGCACUUUUAAAUUUUAACAUGUCCACUUUGCUUUUUGUAACAUAAAAAAAUGGAAAUUCUUGUUGUUUUUUGUAUUUUUUUUAGUAAUUUCAACUUUGUACCUAACAGUAUGGAGAAAAAAGUAUACAUGUUUUAAGAUUUGUAAAUAAACUUUUAUUAAUGCAUA
Messenger RNA from Archocentrus centrarchus (flier cichlid), 1917 nucleotides. RefSeq names its product importin subunit alpha-1. Gene Ontology annotation, cellular component: cytoplasm. The record is from RefSeq and is a predicted model, not a curated record. The coding region runs from base 176 to 1768 and encodes 530 amino acids. Gene Ontology annotation, molecular function: protein binding; nuclear import signal receptor activity. The transcript has 11 exons. NCBI's taxonomy places the organism in Eukaryota, Metazoa, Chordata, Actinopteri, Cichliformes, Cichlidae. Gene Ontology annotation, biological process: protein import into nucleus.